AUGGCCUUCAAUCAAGUAACAGCAACGAAUCUGACGCCUUCUCGACCUGCACCCCAAGCACCUGUCCGAAGAGGAACGGAAGGUCCCAUAUUCCCCCAUAGUGCUCUCCAAAGUUCAGGCUACAACACAUCCUUUUCUUCUGGCUCGUCAUACUCGACUGAUUACACUGGGAUAGGCGGAUCGCCCAAUCGCAACUCCCAGGCAGCGUUCAACACCCAUGUCGUAAGAACUGGGAUGGUUAGCAUGAAGGAAGAGGGGUUUGCAAGUUUCAUCUUUCUCCGAAAAUGGCUCGUAUUGAAGGAACAAACGCUCUCCAUACACAAAACCGAGACGUCACCACAGCAAAGCGUUAUCCCUCUCAAGGAUAUCACGAAUAUCGAACGUGUCGAUCUCAAGCCUUAUUGUCUACUCCUUGAGACCAAGGACAAACGAUAUCAUCUCGCCCUCAAAAACGACGAAGAACUUUACGGAUGGCAAGAUGAUGUAUAUUCUCGCAGUCCAUUGAUGGGCUUCAGCAACCCGACCAACUUUGUGCACAAGGUCCACGUCGGAUUUGACCCUGUAUCAGGUGCUUUCACUGGCAUGCCCGAGCAAUGGAGCAAGCUUCUUACAAAGUCUGCAAUUACUCGUGAAGAUUACGCUAAAGACCCUCAAGCCGUCCUAGACGUCCUCGAAUUUUACACCGAUCACCAGAAGCGUGAGUUGGAAGAGAUGGGUAUGAACUCGAUAUCACGGUCCGUCUCCGGGACAUCUGCAGCUUCCACCCUUGCCAGCUCUACCAUAACAAGCAACACCCUUUCGCCAUAUGGUGUAGAUGCGCCAGCUCGAUUCGGCGGCACAGGUCUCGGCGGAUCUAAUCUUCCAAAGAUCACAUCCCCACUCGACACAGCCCGCAAGCGACAGGACUCCGCUCCAGCAGAAACGGGGACAAACGGGCUCUCUACAACUGCCCUCGCCGCUGCGCGCGUUGCUGAGCUCGUCAAUGGCUCACAUGCUCAGCACGCCAACACUAUUUCCACCGCCUCUCCCUCCGCACCUCCGCGACCCCCACUGCCUCAGAUAUUGCAAGCUUCAACCUCCUUGCAGCCUUCCCGACCUGCCCCUCCACGACCAUUGUUGGCAGCCACACGACCUGCACCUGCCGCUCCCAAACCCCCUGUACCAGAUCAUACACCCUCGACCGCAGACCUUCGUGCGCGAGCGCAAGCUCGUGAUCAAGUGGCCGGGAAACCUUCGCUGGACCAGGGCCCGAAGCGAAAGGAGAGUAUGGAUACUAUUGGACAACAAGAACGGGAGCGGAAGGAUAGGGAAUUGCGGGAAAGGGAAAGGGACCGUCAGCGGCGCGAAGAGCGUGAACGUGAACGCCAGCAAAUGAAGGAGCAACAGGCUGCGGCUGCCGUCGAGCGACCUCCCUUGGUACCUUCUAAAUCCUCCCCGGCUACUUCGGAACCUGCGACUGAGCCUGUGGCAGGCGCUGCCGCAGCUGUUGCUGGUCCUCCACCUGUAAAACCCCUGCAGACGAUGAAGAAGAAGGAACCGCCGACACCUGAUGUUACUAUCACUGCACCCGAGGGCGAAGAUCCAGGUGUUGCAGCCGCUGCAGAGGCUCUGCAGAAGAAAACCAAGGAAAAAGAGAAAGAGAAGCGGAUUAGUGCGAUGACCGAAGCGCAGAUCAUGGAGAAACUCCGGAGUGUCGUGUCUGACGAUGAUCCGAAGACCUUGUAUAGUAAGAUUAAGAAAGUCGGACAGGGCGCAUCUGGACAUGUGUAUGUCGCAAAAACGCUUGCCACGGGCAAGAAGGUUGCUAUCAAAGAAAUGGACCUCUCACACCAACCACGCAAGGAACUGAUUGUGAACGAAAUCCUCGUCAUGAAGGAAUCACAGCACCCCAACAUAGUCAACUUCCUCGAGUCGUACCUCGUGAAGAACAAUGAACUCUGGGUCGUCAUGGAAUACAUGGAGGGCGGUGCCCUUACAGAUAUCAUAGAGAACAAUACGCUGGAAGAAGAUCAAAUUUCGAGCAUAAGUUUGGAAACAUGCAAGGGCCUGUGUCAUUUACACAGCCAAUCUAUCAUUCACCGUGAUAUCAAAUCCGAUAAUGUCCUCCUCGAUGCGCAGGGCCGCGUUAAAAUUACCGACUUCGGUUUCUGUGCUAAACUCACUGAUCAGAAGUCCAAGCGUGCGACAAUGGUUGGUACUCCAUACUGGAUGGCACCGGAGGUCGUGAAGCAGAAGGAAUACGGUGCCAAAGUCGACAUCUGGUCACUCGGCAUCAUGGCGAUCGAGAUGAUUGAGAACGAACCUCCUUAUCUUGAUGAGGAGCCGUUAAAGGCACUGUACCUGAUUGCCACGAACGGGACGCCGACGCUCAAAAAGCCCGAAGCCCUCAGCAAGGAGUUGAAGAGCUUCCUGAGCGUGUGCUUAUGUGUCGAUGUCAAAAGUCGCGCCAAUUCAAGCGAGCUCCUACAGCACGAGUUCUUGAAGAAGGCUUGUGCGCCAUCCGGUCUUGCCCCUCUCCUGAGAUUCAAGACCAAACCAUCAUCAUGA
Molecule: messenger RNA, 2547 nt
Organism: Suillus plorans
Lineage: Eukaryota; Fungi; Basidiomycota; Agaricomycetes; Boletales; Suillaceae
Product: Pkinase-domain-containing protein
Exons: 7
Coding region: 1-2547 (848 amino acids)
Biological process (GO): intracellular signal transduction; protein phosphorylation; regulation of MAPK cascade
Cellular component (GO): cytoplasm
Molecular function (GO): protein serine/threonine kinase activity; ATP binding
Source: RefSeq, a predicted model, not a curated record